Messenger RNA from Callithrix jacchus (white-tufted-ear marmoset), 5559 nucleotides. It is a transcript of the gene TTC4, whose product is annotated as tetratricopeptide repeat domain 4. The record is from RefSeq and is a predicted model, not a curated record. Gene Ontology annotation, biological process: protein folding. Gene Ontology annotation, molecular function: Hsp90 protein binding; Hsp70 protein binding. Gene Ontology annotation, cellular component: cytosol; nucleus. Lineage: Eukaryota; Metazoa; Chordata; Mammalia; Primates; Cebidae.
CCUGCGCCGCCGGAAGGAGCUCCUUGCUUCACGGCUCAGGGACCCCGGCUAGAGGACAGGGCAUCAGCGAUGGAGCAACGUGAGCAGGACCCCACCUCAGACGACGUCAUGGACUCGUUCCUGGACAAGUUCCAGAGCCAGCCUUACCGUGGCGGCUUUCAUGAGGACCAGUGGGAGGAGGUGGGCGGUCCUGGGGUCUCCGCACGUGUGUAGGGGCGUCGUCAGGACUCGUGGGGCACCCGGGCUUGGGGGCGCCUCUCUCAAUCCCAGAUCCCUCGCGCUGCCAGCGGAUGGCUGGUUUCUAGAAUUUGAAAAGGUCCCCCUAUUUAUGAAGAAAGCACCAUCAGAAAUUGACCCCAGGGAGAAUCCUGACUUGGCUUGUCUCCAGUCAAUUAUUUUUGAUGAAGAUCGUUCUCUAGAAGAACAGGCCAAGACCUAUAAAGAUGAGGGCAAUGAUUACUUUAAAGAAAAAGACUACAAGAAAGCUGUGAUUUCCUACACUGAAGGAUUAAAGAAGAAAUGUGCAGAUCCUGAUUUGAAUGCUGUUCUUUAUACCAACCGGGCAGCAGCACAGUACUAUCUGGGCAAUUUUCGUUCUGCUCUCAAUGAUGUGACAGCUGCCAGAAAGCUAAAACCCUGCCACCUCAAAGCAAUAAUAAGAGGUGCCUUAUGCCAUCUGGAACUGAAACACUUUGCUGAGGCUGUGAACUGGUGUGAUGAGGGACUGCAGAUAGAUGCCACAGAGAAGAAGCUUCUGGAAAUGAGGGCUAAAGCAGACAAGCUGAAGCGAAUUGAACAGAGGGAUGUGAGGAAAGCCACCUUGAAAGAAAAGAAGGAGAGGAAUCAGAAUGAGGCCUUACUCCAGGCCAUCAAGGCUAGGAAUAUCAGGCUCUCUGAAACUGCCUGUGAGGAUGAAGAUGCAGCCUCAGAAGGUCUAGGUGAGCUUUUCCUGGAUGGACUCAGCUCUGAGAACCCCCAUGGAGCCAGCCUGAGUCUAGAUGACCAGGGCAGGCUGAGUUGGCCUGUGCUCUUUCUGUACCCAGAGUAUGCCCAGUCGGACUUCAUCUCUGCUUUUCAUGAGGACUCCAGGUUUAUUGAUCAUCUAAUGGUGAUGUUUGGUGAAACACCCUCUUGGGACCUAGAGCAAAAAUAUUGCCCUGAUAAUUUGGAGGUCUACUUUGAGGAUGAGGACAGGGCAGAACUGUACCGGGUGCCCGCCAAGAGCACCUUGCUACAGGUUCUACAGCACCACAGGUACUUUGUAAAAGCCCUGACACCAGCAUUUUUGGUCUGUGUAAGAUCCUCUCCUUUUUGCAAGAAUUAUCUCUGGGGGAGAAAGGUACACCAGAUAAGAUGACUGAGUCAGUCCCUCUGGAUCUCCUCCCUCACCCUCCUCUGCUGGGAACCUAGCACACCUGAAUCAGCUGGACAUACUGCUGGAGUCCAAUGCUUUAUUUCUGUCACCCUGGAGAUAGUCCUUCCAGCCUCUCUGGCUGGUCUUCACUUUCCUCAGUUGAUGUAAAACUCUGUCUUGGCCAUAUGACGUCCUUGGACUCCAUCUCUAAAGGGACCAUCUGCUGCAGUUACCACAGCAGCUGACCUGAGUGACACCCUGAUCUGUGGAGAUGAAUUCAGGAUCCAGUGACAUGUUUCUGAACUUUGUGGAGUUCGAUACCUUAGAGAGGCUACCCCUCAAACCGCACAUCUCCACACAAACAAACUGUGCGGAGCCAGGUAGGUUGCUAUAGAUGCCUCGAGGUGAAAUGGGGGCAGAAAGCCACAUCCUGCUCUGCAUUUAUAAAGACCAUACAAACUGAGGUCCCUGGUACCCCUAAAAAGACUGCCAGUUUUCUUUAUCUUUGCCACAUGGAGGACUGUGACAGACUUGGACAGUGGCCUCUGAGUUCCUUUGCAGUUUUCACAGUUUAGGAUUUUAUGUCUUUUAAACUGGAAAAUCUUCUAGUGUGUUGGGCUGUUGUUAUAGGGUAUAGGAGUUUAUCCAUCCUGACCUGUAGCUGUAACUUCUUGCAGUGCCCACCCCAUCCCCUGGGAGAGUGUACUUACUUCCUUGCUCCCGAUGCAGAGGGAUGUGAGCAGGCAUGAGCUGUCCUGUGUCUGACAGAAGCCUGAAGAGCCAUGUGUGGUUGGCCCAUGCUCCUCCCUCUGCCAUGAGAACACAUUUCCCACAGAGGAACCAUUCCAUGGAGCUGAGCUAAAGCAGCUAGCCUGCAGCCACUGAGUGUCACAGGAAUCAGAGAGCAAUGUUUGCCAUAGUAAGCAAUGAGAUUUGGGGAUUGGUUGUUACUAUAGCAGAGCUGACUAAUACAUCAGUAAACUAAAACCAGCUGCUGUCCUUAAAGUGGACUAUUGGAGGCCAGGCACGGUGGCUCAUGCCUUUAAUCCCAGCACUUUGGGAGGCUGAGGCAGGUGGAUCACCUGCAGUCAGGAGUUGGAGACCAGCCUGGCCAACAUAGCGAACCUCGUCUCUACUAAAAAUACAAAAAUUAGUCAGGUAUGGUGGCAGGCGUCUGUAAUCCUGCCUACUCAGGAGGCUGAGGCAGAAGAAUUGCUUGAACCCAGGAGGCAGAGGUUGCAGUGAGCUAAGAUCGCACCACUGCACUCCAGCCUGGGAGACGAGCGAAACUCCAUCUCAAAAAAAACAUGGACUGAUUUUGAGUUUUGUGUAGCAUGCCUCACUGUCUUUGAAAGGAAAUUGGCUGUGGAAUACUUACAAAGAACCACGCAGCUCCCAGGUGCUGGUCCCUGCCUGUGGCUUGUGGCCAGGAAGCUGAAGUUCUUUGUAAGUAUUCCAUUUCUUCCUAAGCCUUGUUUUGGCCACUUUAGGGCCUGAGGACCAGGAGGCUGAUGGACAUGAGGUCUUUUGUGCACUCCCUACCAUUAGACCUAGGAGAGGCAGAGAAAGUAAUUUUAGGAAUUGUUAGCACAUAAGGAUUAAACUUCCUUAUAUAUGAGGAAGUUUAAUAGUAUCUUCUCAGAGGAUUGUUUUGAAGAUUAAAUAGCUGGCACCUGGCACUUAGUAGGUGCUUAGUAAGCAUUGGUUGUUAUGGGUACCAGGCACUUUAAUAGCAAGAGUCCCUAGCCCCUGGGCAUAGACUGGUACCAGUUCAUGUCCUGUUAGGAAUGAGGCCAGGCCGCACAGCAGUUGAGCGGCGGGUGGAGAAGCAUUACCACCUAAGCUCCACCUCCUGUCAGGUUAGUGCUGGCAUUAGAUUCCCAUAGGAGCUCAAACCCUGCUGUGAACUGUGUGCAUGAGGGAUCUAGGUUGUGUGCUCCUUAUGAGAAUCUAAUGCCUGAUGAUCUCAGGUGGAACAGUUUCAUCCCAAAACCAUCCUCCUCCCUGCCCUGUGGAAAAAUGGUCGUCUUUUUUUUUGGUGGUGUUUUUUUUAUUUGAGAUGGGAGUUUCGCUCUUGUUACCCAGACUGGAGUGCAAUGGUGCGAUCUUGGCUCACCGCAACCUCCGCCUCCUGGGUUCAGGCAAUUCUCCUGCCUCAGCCUCCUGAGCAGCUGGGAUUACAGGCAUGCGCCACCAUGCCCAGCUAAUUUUUUUAUAUUUUUAGUAGAGAUGGGGUUUCACCUUGUUGACCAGGAUGAUCUCGAUCUCUUGACCUCAUGAUCCACCCGCCUCGGCCUCCCAAAGUGCUGGGAUUACAGGCCUAAGCCACGGGGCCCGGCCCAAAAAUGGUCUUCUACUAAACUGAUCCCUGGUUCCAAAAAGGUUGGGGACUGCUGCUCUAUAGGACAACUCUUUGCCUAGGAUGAUUCUCCCCUGACUUGAUCCCAGAUGAGGAACUGCCAUGGCUCUAAGGCCUCAUGAAGGGUGGGCCUCUCCACAAGUGGACUCAGCCCUUAGGAGUCAUCUCCUGAAAUCCUGGAUUCCAGAGGCAUAGCCAGACUGAAAGGGGACCUGUGUCUUUAUUUUUAUUUUAAAAAUUAGAAUAUAUAUUUUGUAGAGAUGGGAUCUCCCACCAUUGCCAAGGCUGGUCUCAAACUCCUGGUCUCAGGUGAUCUUCCCACCUCAGCCUCCCGAGGCAUUGGGAUUACAGGCAUAAGCCACUGACCUGGAUAGAAGGCAGGAGCCCUAGGACCUGCUGACAGGGCCAGUGCCCAGGGACUGCCUAAUCCUAGCAAGUCCCUGCCCUCCCUGGGCCUUGGUUUUUCUAUCUAAACAAUGGGAACAAUAUACUAGAAAGUACUGCAUCCUGUAAGGCUUAUUAUUCCUUUUAUUUUUAUUUAUUUUUGAGAUGGAGUCUUGCUCUGUUGCCUAGGCUGGAGUGCAAUGGCACAAUCUUGUCUCACUGUAACCUCUGCCUCCCGGGUUCAGGCGAUUUCCUGCCUCAGCCUCCUGAGUAGCUGGUAUUACAGGCAUGCGCCACCAUGCCCAGCUAAUUUUUGUAUUUUUAGUAGAGACGGGGUUUCACCAUGUUGGCCAGGCUGGUCUCGAACUCCUGACCUUGUGAUAUGCCUGGCUCAGCCUUCCAAAGUGCUGGGGUUACAGGUGUGAGCCACCAUAUCCAGCCUUAUUAUUCCUUUUAAACAGAUGUAGCAUAAAUCCUCACCAGGAAGGUAGUGUUCUAGCCUACAGACAGCAUGAGUUGUAGCUUUUUCCCCCUUUCUUCAUAUUCCUUUUUUUUUUUGAAAUGGAGUUUCACUCUUAUUACCCAGGCUGGAGUGCAAUGGCGCAAUCUCGGAUCACUACAAUUCUGCCUCCCAGGUUCAAGUGAUUCUCCUGUCUCAGCUUCCUGAGUAGCUGGAAUUACAGGCCUGUGCCACCACACCUGGCUAAUUUUCUAUUUUUAGUAGAGAUGGGGAUUCUCCAGGUUGGUCAGGUUGGUCUCGAACUCCUGACCUCAGGUGAUCCGCCCAACUCAGCCUCCCAAAGUGCUGGGAUUACAGGUGUGAGCCACUGCGCCUGGCCUGUACGAGAGAUUCUAAGCCUGAUUUACACUUAGAAUUGUUCUUGAUACCCAGCAGAUACUAGUUUGAACUCUGGCUCUGCUGCAAAAGAUUUUGUGCAUGUCAGUUAAUCACCCUGAGCCUCAACGUGAUCUUCUGUAAAUUGGGGCAAAAAUCCUGCCAAAUAUGGGGGGGUUAGGGAGUGCUGCAGUGCUCCAGGAGUUGCAGCAUAUUCAGUGCCUUUGCUUAGUGCCUGGCAUGCGAUAAGUAGUGCUCAGCAACCCUAGGAACACAGCCAAAAUCAUGAGCUGGACAAGUCCCUUCCCUGAGACGUGCCUGAAAGAAAUAUCACCCAGAUCUGCAAGCCCCAGAAGGUGGCAAAGAAAACCAGAUGCAGGGUCUUGAGAUCAGCAGGCUCCCUGUCCCUGGACAUGGCACCUGCCACCAGCAAUCUCUCCAUAGGUAUUCCUGCUGCUUUAAAGGCCCAGCGAGGCCUAGAGCUGAAUCCUCAGCCAGUGGGGUGAGGGGCUGCCUCUGCCGCCUAACAGCAGUCCACCCAGUUACCCUGACUGUGCCCAAACCCUGGCCUCUCCAGGGGUUUUCCCCAACUGCUCACAUCAACCUGAUUACAGUUCCUCUAACACA